UUCAAAAUGUCCAAGUUUAAUAAAUAAAGUUUAAUACUAUUUCAAGAACAAAAAAUUGUCUUCAAUAAUAAUUAGAUUUGGCUAUAACAAACUCUUGGCUAUCCAGAAUCAAUAACUUAUAUAAAAAUGAUUAGCACUGAACAUUGUACUAUUUGCUUAGGUGAAAAAAUAUUCCCAACACAUUUGGCGUGCGGUCAUAGCUAUUGCCGUCAAUGUCUACAAGAAUACAAGAAUUAUGCAAACCGGAAUUUAUUGGAAAAACGAUGCCCGAUUUGCGGCUAUAAGUUCAGCAACCCAAGAUGUGUAAUACAAGCCCAUGCAUCGCAGUGGACGGAAUAGUACAGUCAAGCUGAUAUUUAUAGUAAAAACGCCAUAGUUAUAAAGAACAAAGUAAAGAACACCACAUUACCCAUUACCCAAUUUUAUUUGAAUAAUAGACGCGAAACAUAAAAAUAAUACUUCAAAAUAUAACACAAGGAUUACAUCCAAACUUACUUUUUAAGAUGAAGGCGCUACUACAUACCUUUCAUAACUAAAAUCUGCUUUGUGCAAUACUAUAAAUAAUGAAUUUAUCAUUAAGUAAUGAUGGAAUAAUCAAAAUAAUUUAAAAUUUUAAGACUUGUUUCAAAAUUGAAUUACGGUACAAAUAUAAAAUUCCAAAACUAUUGUUAUCUUGCAUAAUAAAACGAUAGACUAUCUUAAAAAUAAUAUUGAUCAUCACUUAA
Messenger RNA from Teleopsis dalmanni, 725 nucleotides. RefSeq lists its product as uncharacterized. Gene Ontology annotation, molecular function: metal ion binding. NCBI's taxonomy places the organism in Eukaryota, Metazoa, Arthropoda, Insecta, Diptera, Diopsidae. Bases 127 to 339 code for a protein of 70 amino acids. The record is from RefSeq and is a predicted model, not a curated record. The transcript has 3 exons.